Messenger RNA from Papaver somniferum (opium poppy), 1284 nucleotides. RefSeq lists its product as uncharacterized. The record is from RefSeq and is a predicted model, not a curated record. Lineage: Eukaryota; Viridiplantae; Streptophyta; Magnoliopsida; Ranunculales; Papaveraceae. Bases 108 to 878 code for a protein of 256 amino acids. The transcript is spliced from 7 exons.
UUGUGAAUCGUGAAUCCGGUUUGUGAGUUAGAAAAAUAUUUACGGAGUUUUGUGGUUCUCGUCUCUGUGUCUGAGGUUUGCGGAGUUCUGAAAGUUAGAAAACGAAAAUGGUUUCAGAACAAGAUGAAGAAAAAGAGAAAGAAAGAAGAAAGAAUAGAUAUAAACCAUCUUCUUCAUCAUCAUCAAAUUCAUGGCCCAAUAAAAAUGUUUCUCAUAAAGAAGAAGAAGGAAUGAGGGUUUGGGGAAUUCUAUUGUUUGGUCUUAUUGGCGCCACCGCCACCACUUUAGCUGUUGGACAAUUGAGAUACACUAUUAAUUGGAUAUAUUCCCAGUUUGGCAGGACACCGGCGUCAUGGAAAGGCACAUCAAACGGUUCAUAUAGUUCAAGUUUCAAGGAGGAAGCACGCAGAAGAUAUCAGCAACGGAUGCAGGAGGAAUUAGAAGAAGAAAUUGAGAGAGUGGAACGUAUAAGGCGUAUGCAGAGUGUAUUUAACAGAGAGAGGAAUAAACAUAGGAGGGGCUUUGAAAGGUGGAGGGAGAACGAGGCAGAGCCAGAUGCAUAUCAUCAGCACUUCCAGCGUGAAGAUUGGUAUUGGAAAACCAGUACAUCUCACAAAGCUGAAAACUCCAAUGCUAGAGCUGCUCCAAGGGAGCCUGGAAGUUAUAUGUUAUCUCAUCACUACUCGAUUUUGGGCCUGGAUAGGUGGAGGACAAAGCCAUAUACAGAAGCUGAAAUUAAGACAGCUUUUAGAGCAAAAGCAAAGCAGUUCCACCCUGAUCAGAACCAGGAAAAUAAAGAUGCUGCUGAGGCGAAGUUUAAAGAGGUGAUGUCAUCCUACGAGGCCAUUAAAUCAGAAAGGAAGAAUGGGCAGUGCUGAUGGAAUAAUUACUGUGUGAUCUGAUUAUUCCAGAAUGCCUUGUACAUAAAUGCAACAGCACACUCUGACAAUUCCGACACAGAUUAGAUUAUGAAUUUUCCCGGCAAAGAAUUUUGGACCAUUUGAGUUCUGAGAGUGUUGUAUUCUUUUCAUAAAAGGCUGGCAUUAUGAGAUCAACUUUAGGGUCUACUAUAGGCAAAAGUUGCUUCUUGUGUAUAGUGGAUCAUACAUCAAUGUCCUGUAAUAUAUGUAACUUCGAUUUCAAUAAUAGAACAUUAGAAAGCAGAAUCUAAAUCUCCUCGGCUCUUAAAGAGAAAUGAACGGGAAGGUGUUCCACAGAUUGUUAAACAAUAAUUUCUCAUUUUCAAAUCAUAUACAAUGAAAACCACAGUAAAUGUUGCAGACA